Molecule: messenger RNA, 5687 nt
Organism: Callorhinchus milii (elephant shark)
Lineage: Eukaryota; Metazoa; Chordata; Chondrichthyes; Chimaeriformes; Callorhinchidae
Gene: cep162
Product: centrosomal protein 162
Exons: 29
Coding region: 252-4727 (1491 amino acids)
Biological process (GO): cilium assembly
Cellular component (GO): centriole; centrosome; axonemal microtubule
Source: RefSeq, a predicted model, not a curated record
ACAGCCACAGCACAGCCCCACAGCAACAAGCCAUGCCUGAGGAGUGGGUGCCUCUAACCCCGCACAGUACAGUUCAAUCCAUUCCUGCCCCGGUGCGUAACUUGUCCUUUUUUCCCCACUUCUUUUUUUCCAAAAAAGCCCUCCACCUCUCUGGAUGCUGCUCUGCUUAACGCAGCGUGGACUUCAUAUGUUUUAUUUCAGAAAGAUCUCUUCUCCAAAAGGUCUUAAGAGUUCGUAACAAGUCUUGCAGCAUGUCUCACAAGCUUACCAAUGAGGAGAUAGAUGAGCAGUUUGAACAGUUCUUGAAAGAGUCUAUUUCAGAUGAGUCUGUUGAUUUAGGGAGUUCGACGAAAUCUAGUGUUCUGAGUUGUCUUGGGCAGCCUAAGAAGAAGAAGGAAAUCAAAAAGGAUGCAAAUCUAUGGUGGAUCAGUGAUGGCGAUGAAGGGCAGCCCCAGCCCCGGAAAUUCUCCAAAUUGAAAAAGCAGGCAGCAGUUGUUGAUCCUGGGAUUGAAACAACGAGGGAAGAAAUUGUUGAAGAGAGUGAUGGGAAUUUAUUGUCUGAAAAUCCUGGGUCACAGGAGGGUUUGCUGGAAUCCAAUAGGAGCUUUCUCAAAUCCAGUAAGACCUCCCAACCUAUUGCAGAGGUUGAAGAAGAACACGAGAAGAUAACUCUGGAUAAGGAAGGCAAGAGGACAUCUGUGUCCAUCAGCAAAGACAGUCUUGAGCCGAAUGAGUCUAUUGUGGCAUCAGGACCUGAGCAAAAUACUCAUGGACUUGGGCUGGAUACAUUGGAAGAACAAGAGCAGAAAGAACAGUUCUUUGCUAAUCUUGAGAGGGGAGUUUCUUCCACUAUUGACUACUCGAGGCUUAAUCAAGAACUUGAACAAACCAAUACAACACCAUUGUCUGCUUUAAAUCAAAAGGAACACAAUGUUCAGCAGAUCAGGACCUCAAGGAGGAGCAGUCCAGACCUAAAGCAGCUUCAAAACACUACAGUGAUGAUUUUGAAGAUAAUUAUGGUGUCAAGAUUGAAGAUGAAGAGUUUGGAUCAGAUAAUGAAGCCAACAUUGAACAUAUUCUGGAAAAGGAUGAAUUCCUUUGGCGCUUUGGAAGAAUUCCUGUAUGGAGCAGAAUGUGGAAUGCUGGCCAAAGUUGUGCUACUGGACUCACAAGAUUCAACCCUGGAUACACAAAAGUUAUUGCAGUUUGAGGAAGAUAAACCAGCAAACAAAAUUAUAAACGAUGAAAAACAGGCGCAGCAAGGCAUUUCUUUGCAAAUGUCUGGCACAGGUAUUUCCUGCGUACAAACCAACACCAACAGUGACAUGGAAGCCUUACAUCAAGCAUACCACAACAUCGAUCAGUUGUUGGAAGACACAGACCUAGGACACGGAACAUUGCUGCAUGAAAAUGAAAAUAGUAGAGAUUCAAUUCUAGACAGUGUGGACUAUUUUAAAGGGCUAUCAAAGAAUGUUUCUACUGCAGAAUCUGAUCUGCCCACGGUGGAAGAACUAAUGAAGCAUAUUAAUGAAAAAUCUGCAUUUGCAAGAGGAUUUGACUCCCACACAGUGAGUACAAAUGCACAGCAGGGGAUUGAAGCAGUAGAAAUGUUCAGGCAACAGACAUUAAAAGAUCCCAGUAACACUCUUCUUUCUGAAGCACAGCCUGACUCUUAUUAUUCUGAAAGAGAAAACAGGGCCAAAGAAUUAUCUCAACGUUCUUUGGGUGAAAGGACCGAUGGCACGAAAAUAAUUUAUCCUGACAAAGUAGAUGUUAAUAGCAAGCUGUACAAUUCUGUGACCAAACACAACCUCACACCUGCUGUUUCCUCAGUGAUUUGCAGAGAUCUCCAGAAUUCUUCCAAGAAGCCCAAAACCACACAAGGUAGUUUCAAAAAAAUGUACAAUAUGAAGUAUCCAUGUGUGAAAAGUUCAGGGUAUGGCAAAGUCAGUCCUUCAAAGAGAGAAUCCUUCAGUAUUGGUAAUAAAGGUAUUCCUGUGACUCCACCAAAACAACCUGCCAUAAAGAUGGGUACUAAAGGUCGAUCCAAGUCUGAUAUUACAAAAGACAAACCAAAAGAGCAGUUAUUUGCAACCCAGACAAUCAGAACUGGAAAGAGUAAAUUUGACAGGAAUUACCUUGAAAAACAAUUGAUUGCCUCAGCGCAGUUAUUUACAACUUGCCAUGAACAACAGAUGAGCAACAGUACACUACAGCAUACGGAAUUACACCAUGGCCAAAGCAAAGAACAGUUCUCUGCCAGAGAUGAUUUAGAGGUAUCCAAAAGCUUACUGCAGGCUAGCAGUGUAACCAGGGAAAUCCUCCUGCUUCAAAGACUGGAGGAAACAUAUCAAAGAUGGAAUACUGAGCACAACCUGGUUGAGAAGUUAAAGGCAGAAUUGGAACUGAAAGAACAGGAACUUCUCAGGAAAGAUCAAGAAGUACAGCAACUUCCUCAACUAAAGGAGCAGAUGUAUAUACUACAAACAAAGCUGAACACUCUGGAGACCAGUAAGAAAAAAUGGGAGUUCGGGGAAGCCAUGGAGCCUGUUACUGAAGAAAAGCUUAAGUUAAUUGAAAAAGAUAUUCAGGAGCAAGAAACCCUUAUUCAAGGCUACCAUCAGGAAAAUGAAAAGCUUUACAAACGGGUGAAAGAACUUCAGCUCCUCAAUAAAGUGAACAAAGAGAAAAUGUCUGCAGAAAAUCAGCUUUUGAUGGCUGAAGUGGGCCGUCUGAAGGAGCAGUUGAACAAGAGUAAUCAGCAACAACUUGCGGUACAAGAUGUACAUUUACCUGAUCAAAUUAGAAAUCAGAAUUUUACUGAAAUGCUUUCACAGCUGAGAAUAACACAGAAGGAAGGAGUAAAAUUUAUGGAGGAGUUAAAAAAACUUAAGCAAGAAAAGCAGGCAUUAGAGGUGGAUCUAGAACAAAUGAAGAAGGAGCGUGAUAUGGCAAAGGCGCAUGUUAGUUAUAUUUCAGGUGAUAAAGAAUUUGAGAUGAAAAUGAUGCAAGAACAGAACAAGCAAGAAAUCCAUCGUCUCAACAAGAGGUUGCAGUGGUAUGCAGAAAACCAGGAAAUGCUGGAUAAGGAUACAGCGAGGCUUAAAGCAGCAAAUGUAAACAUUGAGGCAUUGAAGGAACAGGUUGAAAAACUUAGAACUGAAACAAGAGACAAAAGUGAUCCACUCCCGAAGAGAGCAAAAGAAAGAGGUUUGGAAGCCAAACGAAUUCAAGACCUUGAACGGCAGGUGAAGGAAAUGGAAGAAAUAAUACGGAGGCGAUAUCCAAAUUCCUUGCCUGCCCUUAUUUAUGCAGCUGCCUCUGUAUCUGGAGCAGAUUGUAAAUCUUCAAGUGAAUAUUCAGUUGCUUUUCUGGAAAAAAGAAUAAAGAAGUUGGAAUCUGAUCUAGAAGGAAAAGAUGAAGAAGCAAAGACAAGUUUAAGAGCAAUGGAGCAGCAAUUUCAAAAAAUUAAGAUUCAGUAUGAAAUGAGAAUCUCAGAGCUGGAACAAUUUUUAGCCCAAAAACUGGCCCAUGAAAGAGAAAACCCAUGUGUCCCUGACCCCAAAAUGAAAUUACUAGAAGAAGAAAUUCACAAGUUAAAAGAGAUCCACAAGUCCAAAGAAAAUCGUCUCAGGAGUGACAUUGAGAUGUUGAAGAAUCAACUCUACCAUGCAGAGCUGAAGUUAAUGGAAAGAGAGGACAAAUCUCUUCGAACAAAUGACCAACACAUACAUGAUCAAGCUAAGAUAGAGAAACUCAACCUAGAAUUGGCUUCUAAAAACCGAGAAAUACAAGAGCUUUCAAAGACUUUAGAACGGCUCCAGCGAGAGAGGAGGAUGCUCCUUCAUGGAGUAACGUUGAGUGAUAAAUGUGAAACCAGGCCAAAGUCAGCCAAGAAGUCCAAGAAGGAUAAAGAAUCCAAUAAGUUUACAACUGACUUCAAAGAACCUUUUCCAGCAACGUUAGAUGAAAAGAUUUAUCGGCCAAACGACUUUGCUGGUUCUCACAUAUCCGAGGUUUUGCAAGAAAAUGAAAUGUUGAAGAGCAAGUUGGAAAGGUUCUCUUUGGAAAUGGACCAGCAAAGAGCAAAACUCCAAUCUGCUGCAGCACAGGCUGAGAGUGAAGUGAGGAGAACACGGGAAAGUGCUUCUGAACAUGUUGCAGCCUUAAAAGCAUCUCAUCAACGAGAACUGGAAAGGAUAUUGACUCAACAUGCAUUGGAACACUCAUCCACCAAAGUGGCUGAAAUGUUAAAUAAAAUCUCCACCCAAGAGGUUAUGCUCAAGCACCUUCGAGAGCAGGUUAAUGAGCUCCAGCAAGACCGGGAGGCUCUUUCUGUUUCAAGACAUCGAGAAGAAAGCUUGCAGACGCAGGUGACUAAGCUCCUGGUAGAACUCAGAGAAGCCAAAGAGAGUCAUACCCCAGAGAUGAGGCACUUCGUGGCCUUGGAGAGAAAAAUUAAGAAGAUGGAACUCAAGCACGCCCAGAGAGAACAAGAGUUCCAGGAGAUAAUUCAGCAAGCUCGACUCAAUGCUGACACUGAACAACUUCAAGAGGUAGAAAAAUGGAAGAAGCUUGCACAGCUUAAAAAUCAAGAACUAGAAAAUUUCCGAGCAGAAUUGGACUCCAUACUGGAUGUUCUUCGUGAGCUUCAGAGACAAGGUGUUGUUAUUCCAGCUCCCAGUUCCACAAGAACUAACCUCUCAACAUUUCCCAGGCAAUUGUAAUAUUGUGCAAACAGCUUAUUAUGUUACAUAGAGGAAAGUGUGACUGAGAUGUACAACCAAAAAUAUUGGAUGUGGCAGCAUUUGAUCAUAAAUGGUUUGUUUCUUUUUUCAGAUGUGAUUGCUAAACAUUUUGAAAAAACAAUGUUAGAACUUUAACUGAUCUUUAAAAAACCUUUAUGACUGCACAUUGACUAAACCUGUUAAGAGGGGCUUAUUUGAUACAGGACAUUUGAUUUGCUUUCUGUUGUAGAACUUAAUGAAACACACAGAGUACAGUGAAUUGCGAAACAACACUGCAAUAAACCUCAGUCAAAUGUUUUAUGUGAUGACCCAUUGCAUUUGAUCAUGACAGCACAUGGAUUGCAGCAACAGCUGUGCUAACACAGCUUUAAACAAAACUAUGUAGAGUGUAUAUAGAGAAUGAGUUUCAGGCAAUAAAAGUCUAAAUGACAUUUCUAACUGUUUCAGCUUUGCUCCAGUAAUUUGACUUCAAAGCGUCCCCUCAACUAUGUUGUAACCUUGUAUGUAACUCAGGUAUAUUUAUUAUUCUCUUUGUAAAACCAAAUCUGUAAAUGGCUGUUUUGACAUACAAAUCUUAAAUCGUUUCUAUGAAAUGUCUUGUUUUUAGAGGUGAGUGUAUUGUAUUGUGUUUGGGUUGUGUAUAAAUUGCAGUAUAAAUGAGGAGCUCAGGCAGGAUGAAUCAUGCAGAAAUUAUGUACCAGCACCGCAUAAACACAACUCAUUGCGUGAAUUGCCCUGGCCUUGCUCCCUCUGCUGCAUUUGAAGAUCUCGGGAGAGCCUAUGAACUUUAAUCAGAUUGUGUACUCACUCUUUAAUAAGGUUCAUAAAAACUGAAUUCCAAGUUUAGGUGCUUGGAAUUUUUUUUAGACCUAAUUCAAUGUGAUGUAGAUCAGGAAAUAUAAUAAUAAUAAUCCUUGCAUUUGAUAUAGCGCUUUUCAC